AGUCACCUCCGUUCACCUCAAGGCGCUCAGUCCGCCCGAGUCGUGCACCACGAAACACGCAGCAGGCAGCACGCAGAGCUCCGAGGUUCUUGCAAUCGCACCGUUCCCUCCUAGGUGUACGCACGCGCUCGCGCCAGCUUUUUGCCUCGGUUUCGCGAAUCGCACCACGCACGUGACACCCGGUGUCCGAAGAAAUCACCGGCAGAGGAAAAAGGACCGAAUCACGUUGCGGGACGAGAUGGUCGUUGUGAGAGUGAGCGAAAAACUCCGCGAAAAAUAGCUAUUAAGGUAUAUGCUGCGGUGCUCGAUCCUAGUUUGCCUGCAGGUCCGCCCACGAGUGUCAGACGUGUAGACUCUGUGACGUCCGGGUUUGGAUGAUUUGCGUGUUUCUUGUGUGAAAAUCAACGGACAUGAACUUUUGGUGAUGGUGUUGUGUGACGACUGAUCAGGCUUGAAUCGACUUGCCACUACAGGAUUGGUGACUGACUGAAGACCCAGGUCCUCGAGACGGUCAUCGGAGAUGACUCCUACCUCCACCGACAAACGGGAAGAAUGAAGAAUUCGGGAGGACUAGAGCUUGAUUAUUUGAAUUUGAGAAGUGCAAGAGUGUUGGGGGUGACUCGCGAGUGACGUCAUCCGUGGCGAUUUUUGAAUCUCGUGAUUUAAGUGCGCGUGAUAAAAAAGAGGAUCGGGGUGUGUUCCAUGCUUGAAAUGGAUGUUGUGUCAAAGAAGGAGAGCGAAGCAGUGUUAAUAUAUGGAUGCCCAUGGGUGGAACUUGGCCGAAAUGUGCCAGCGUUAUCAUCACGCUGUACCAGGAGGACCGGCGACCCAAAAUUCCCCAGCUAGGGACUCCAUACAGGGCCUGUCGACCCCAUCCCACCUCGACCAGGCCAGUCCCUCAUAUUCCCAUUAUACGAUGCUCGAUAAUUAUGACCGAGGAGAAGUAACGCCACCGCCUGUCAGCAGUUAUGGAGGUUCACCGGGUCUUCUGGCACUUCACUCCUCUCUCUACGCGACGUCAACUUCGAGAGCGUUUGACAUCGAUUCUAACAUCGAUGGCAACGAGAGCUCGAUGCCGAUCGACACUCAGAUUAUACCGAUUCCGGGGAUGCUGAGUGGUCCAGGACAGCAGCGAUUGGACGAUAUGUCCUGGUUAACGUCCGGGACGUCCUUGGACUACCAGCAAGGUAUUUCGGCUAUCCCGAGUGGCGUCAAAAUGUGCCAUCCUGGCAGUUCCGCCCAGAGGAGUUUGAAAGAGCAGCGCAUACGGCGACCGAUGAACGCUUUCAUGGUCUGGGCAAAGGUCGAGCGCAAGAAAUUGGCCGAUGAGAAUCCCGAUCUUCACAAUGCCGAUCUCAGCAAAAUGCUCGGAAAGAAGUGGCGAGGCUUGACGCCACAGGACAGGAGGCCCUACGUGGAGGAGGCUGAGAGGCUGAGGGUGAUUCACAUGCAGGAGCACCCGAACUACAAGUAUAGACCGCGUCGAAGGAAACACGCAAAAAGGGCCCCUGGUGCCCCCUCUUCGCCCCCCUCGGCGACAAACGCCCCUGGAAAUAGGGCCAACCCUAACACUGCCGCUAUCCAUCAUUCCAUGUCGAAAAUGGAUAGUUAUCAAGGAAUGUCUCAAAUGGCUUGGGGAGGGCACUCCCCAAUGUCUUCCAUGUAUCAUCCGCAACAGCAACAGCAGAACAUCCAAGAAUACAAAUCUGAAACUAAUUCUAUUUAUGGGAGUCCCUACACGCCCAUCAUCCACACACCUGACAUCACACCUGUUGCAAGUCCUGAACCCGAUGCCGAUGGACAUAUGCCUUCGUCCCAAAAUCAAGACCAGGAUCGAGACGUGAUGGAACGUACAUCUAAGCAACAUAGUGAUAUUUCCGAACAAACAAAACGUUACUCUUUCAUGAACGAGAAUCACAUGCAUCCCCCACAUAGUGUGGGUAUAUCAUCUUGUCCUGGCACUGGAGGCUACACAGAUACCUUAACUUACAAGAAGGUUAGUUAUCUGAAUUUCGAGAGGCACAGUUCGAGCAUAGCGGCUGUGGGAAUAGCGAACGGGAUGAUGGUCUCGUGCAACAAAUUGCGGUCUGGAUUUGAAGCCGUUGGUUCAGUGACUGGGACAUUUUAUCCGCCAGUUGCUUCGCCUCACGAUCAAUCUCUUCACUACAAUACAGCUCCAUCUGCAAAAUCGAGCUAUUCCAUGCAAUCGGGCGUUGAGAGCGGAUACAACUCGGUCCAGUGCAAUAGACAACAGAAUAUGGGACAUCGGGUCAGCGAAGGUUGUUCAGGGGUUUCACAUAGAUAUCAACUCCAACAUCACCAAGAGUACCAAGAGAGCACAUCAGCUCAACAUCAGCAGCAGCAGCAGCAACAGCAACAACAGCAGCAACAACAACAAAUGUCUCAUAUGGAGACAAGUCUCCACGAUGAAGAACAAGAACAUGCCCUCCAAUUAGAAAAAUAUUUCAAAUACUCCCACCCCUCAUCAGUUGGCCAUUCGAGCCUUUCUGCUCAAAAUCUCCUUGACAGCAAUCACAACUACGCAAGUGAUUUGCGUUAUUAUUCCCCACAGCAGACUCAACUGGAUCUAUCGAACUCUCAGUGUAUUAUAGACGAACAAAACAAAGAGAGUCAGUGUUCCAGUGUUGGAAUCAGUCACAUGGAACAGCAGUAUCAUCAGGCCUUGGAUGCCUCUAAAUAUCAGGAGCACCAACAACAACAACAACAGCACCAACAACAACAGCAACAACAACAACAGCAACAACAAACCCAGAAUAUAGAACACGUGUCUAAAGCUGAUGACGAUUUUAGCGUGAUUUUGGCAGAUGUUCGAAAAACUUGUUACAGUAGUUAGGAUAUUUUUAUUCUAAUCUCAGAAAAGAGAAUAUCGAAAAUUUUCUGACUUUCGGGAUACUCCUUGCUGAUAAACUUUGUCCCGAAUUUUUCGGAUAUUUUUCUACAAGGGAGAUGCAAUUACAGUAAACUAGUUACAGAAACAAAACGAUUUUGAUUUUUUGGUAAUAUAUGAUUGAGGAAAUUUCUUUAUCGACUGUCGAUAAAGCUGAUACUGCCUUAUCAGCGUUUACAUUAAACGGAAAUCAUAUUUACCGACAGUCCGAAAAGAAGAGAGUGCAUCUAUCGGCGGCCGGUAAACCAGAAAUUGUCCUUACCUACAGUUGGUAAAACUUCUUUACCGGCAGUCGCGAAAAUUAUGCAAUUUUAUCAAGUUGUUCUUCAUUGUUGGAAAAAUUGAGCGUCGUUCAAAUUAGUGUACAAAUAGAGACUCGUAGCAAGCUAAGUGCGGCAGUAACGCCUUAAUUUUUUUCUUAACUACACCUACACUCUAGAGUUACGCGUUCAGGUUCAUCCAGCAGGCAUGUAGUUGUUAAUAAAAAUGAUCUCGAUCGAUGGACUGAUCUGCACUUUCUGCUCUUCGAUUUCGACCAAUCAGCCUCUGAAUGAAGGUCUUUUUGAUCAUCGUACUUAAUAUUAAUAGAAAAGUAAUACAGGAAUAAAAACACAAAUUAUGGAAAAAGGAAGCCGCUGUUUCUCUAGAUAGAAAAUUUAGAAACGAUAAGAUUGUAAGAGAAAUUGCAGGAAUUCAGCAAUUCAGCAAUUUCGACUCCUUUUUUCGAAUCUGUCCCUUUUUUUAAGACUGGGUGCGUUCACGAAAGAAAAGACGACUGCGUAUCGCGUACUUUAUUUUUAUUAAAUACUUAUAAAAAAAUAUGUGUAUAUAAGUUACAACAUCGUAUGUAAAGCGUAAAUAAUAUUUUAAAGUUAUGGUUACGAACUAGGAGCGACAAUAAAGAGGAGAGGUUUCCUCUCAUUUUUAGUAAGCCCUUGUUCCUUUCAUUUUUCAUUUUAAAAAUCCU
Molecule: messenger RNA, 3875 nt
Organism: Belonocnema kinseyi
Lineage: Eukaryota; Metazoa; Arthropoda; Insecta; Hymenoptera; Cynipidae
Product: putative transcription factor SOX-15
Exons: 9
Coding region: 755-2854 (699 amino acids)
Biological process (GO): regulation of DNA-templated transcription; cell differentiation; anatomical structure morphogenesis
Molecular function (GO): DNA-binding transcription factor activity, RNA polymerase II-specific; RNA polymerase II cis-regulatory region sequence-specific DNA binding
Source: RefSeq, a predicted model, not a curated record